GGAAGAUGCUGCUGUUGCUGCUACUGCUGCUGCCGCUCCUGUAGCUGGUUGGAUUUAGCGCUCGUUUGAUUCCCCGCAGGAGGAAAGGAGAUUAAAGCGAGGGGGAAAUGGGGAUGAUAAAUAAAAUCAUUUUUUUGCAAAAACGCGAGGAGGAAAAAACCUCUUUUUUUCUCUCCAGACGCGGAGAAAUUUUUGCACCCCUUCCAUUCACCUCUGGCUUAUUCUGUCCUCGGGAGUUGUCAUGAAAAGGGGGAACGUAGAGGCCCUGCGAGAUGAGCCUGCCCCCGGGCACCCCCGCUGCUAGGAUGCUCUUUGUUAUGGCUCUGGCCUGUGCCAGCCCUUUCUUGGACCUGCGGCGGCGGACCAUCAACAUCCCCAUCAUUUUCAGUGGCUCCACCUAUACGCAAGAGAGUGCCCGGUUCUCGCCUGAGGACUUCCGCAACUUCUCAAUGGAGGUCAACCCCAUCCCUGUGGUUCUGAAUGACACCAACCCACGCAGCCUCAUUGUGCGGCUCUGUGACGUUCUCUCCUCCCUGCACAUCCACGGUGUGGUUUUUGAGGAUGAUACACGUACAGAGGCUGUGGCCCAGAUCCUGGACUUCAUCUCAGCACAGACCUCUGUUCCCAUCAUUGGCAUCAACGGAGGAUCAGCCAUUGUUCUUACACCCAAGGAGAAAGGAUCAACCUUUCUACAAUUAGGUUCCUCGACCAAACAGCAAUUGCAAGUGAUGUUUGAGGUUCUGGAACAGUACGACUGGACGGCAUUUGCUGUCAUCACGACACUGUUUCCCGGCUAUGAAGACUUUGUAGAUUACAUUGAGGUCCUGACUGACAGCAGUUUCAUUGGUUGGGAGCGCCGCAGCACUGUGACCCUUAAUCUCACUGAUGACCCAGAUGGGGCCCGCCUCAAACGCCAGCUCCGGGAAAUAAAUGCCCGCAUCUGCCUUCUCUACUGCUCCCGUGAAGAAGCAGAAAGCAUCUUCCGUGCAGCCCGUGAAGUGAAGCUCACAGGCCCCGGCUAUAUCUGGUUCAUGGCAGGUGCCAACUUUGGUAGAACUGAGUACAUGCCGGAGGAACUACCCGAGGGUCUCUUCAUGGUGCUUUCAGCAGGAUGGAAAGAUGAUCUCUACCACAGGGUUCAAAAUGGUGUAGCCAUCAUUGCCAAGGGGGCAGAGGCCCUAUUGCAAGUCUACGGCUCAGUUCCAAAAUUCAACAAUGAUUGCCGGGCACCCAAUCUCACCCAGAUCAACGAGAACCUGCAUCGGUACUUCAUGAAUGUUACUUGGGGUGAGAAGGAUUUCUCCUUUAAUGAGGAUGGGUACCUCAUCAAUCCAUCCUUGGCUGUGAUCUCCCUCAGCAAAAACCGAACCUGGGAGGUGGUGGGAAGGUGGGAGCGCAGAAUCCUGAGCAUGUCACGCUACAGAAAAUUCCUGCAACCUGUGGAUGACAACAAGCACCUCAUGGUGGCAACACUGGAGGAAAGGCCCUUCGUUAUUGUCGACAACAUUGAUCCAGCCACAAAGACCUGCAUUCGUGAUUCAGUUCCCUGUCGCCACCCACUCAACCAUACCAACAGCCAACAAAUGGUAAAGAGCUGCUGCAAAGGAUUUUGCAUCGACAUCCUGAAGCGUCUGGCUAAAACUCUGGGUUUCACCUACGAUCUCUAUCUUGUCACCAAUGGCAAGCAUGGCAAGAUAGUCAACGGCAUGUGGAACGGCAUGAUUGGAGAGGUGUAUUACAAGCGAGCUGACAUGGCGAUUGGAUCCCUGACCAUCAAUGCGGAGAGAGCUGAAGUCAUAGAUUUUUCUGUGCCCUUUGUCGAGACAGGAAUCAGUGUGAUGGUGUCUCGUAGCAAUGGAACUGUUUCACCUUCUGCCUUCCUAGAGCCCUACAGCCCUGCUGUCUGGGUGAUGAUGUUUGUCAUGUGCCUGACUGUCGUUGCGGUGACCGUCUUCAUCUUUGAAUAUUUCAGCCCAGUAGGCUAUAAUCGCAGCCUCAGCGCCAGUAAACGCACUGGAGGCUCCAAGUUCACCAUUGGGAAAUCCAUCUGGCUGCUCUGGGCUUUGGUGUUCAACAACUCUGUGCCUGUGGAGAACCCCAGGGGCACCACCAGCAAGAUCAUGGUGCUGAUCUGGGCCUUCUUUGCCGUCAUCUUCCUUGCCAGCUACACCGCCAAUCUGGCCGCCUUUAUGAUACAGGAGGAAUAUGUAGACACGGUGUCUGGGCUCAGCGACCAGAAGUUCCAGAAACCACAGCAUCACUACCCACCUUUGAGAUUUGGCACUGUUCCCAACGGGAGCACCGAGAAAAACAUUCGGAACAACUAUGGGGAGAUGCACGAAUAUAUGGGGAAGUACAACCAGCGCAGCGUGGAGGAUGCACUCCAGAACCUGCAGACAGGGAAGCUGGAUGCCUUCAUCUACGAUGCAGCCGUCCUCAACUACAUGGCCCGAAAGGAAGAAGGCUGUAAACUUGUCACCAUAGGGAGUGGGAAAGUCUUUGCCACCACAGGCUACGGCAUUGCGCUGCAGAAAGGUUCCAAGUGGAAACGGCCGAUUGACCUGGCCCUGCUCCAGUUUCUGAGUGAUGAUGAGAUUGAACUGCUAGAGCGCCUGUGGCUGUCAGGGAUCUGCCACAAUGACAAAAUUGAGGUGAUGAGUAGCAAGUUGGACAUAGACAACAUGGCAGGUGUCUUCUACAUGCUCCUGGUGGCCAUGGGACUAAGUCUGCUGGUCUUUGCCUGGGAACACCUAAUCUACUGGAAACUGCGUCACUGUAUGAGACAUACAGGACGGCUGGACUUCCUGCUCGCCUUCAGCAGGGGCAUGUACAGCUGUUGCAGCAGUGAAGACCCCAAAGUCCCAGACCAGCAGCAGUUACCCAUCCUUAACCACACCUACGGGCCAUCGCGAGGUGCAGCCCCAGCGUUGCCCAGCCCCCCUGGCCCUCCACUUCCCUGUUCUAGCUUCCUGCCUCGUGAACGGCGCAUUGUGGAACGGUGGCGCCAUGCUCGUAGUCCCAAUUGCUACAAGGAUCUGUACCCUCCGACGCCUACAGAGCUCCCCACAACCAAACCCCCACGCCAUAGCCUCAAGAGCCCUUUCUCAGAUGGCUUCCACCGGUUCUAUGGGCCCAUUGAACCAGAAGGGCUGUCCGAUCAUGUCAGUGGCAAAAAGAUGGCACCCUGUCAGCUUUCUCCGCCACCACCCUCCCGGGGGCUGGAAAAUCCUCCCUCCUAUUUUGCCAUUGUGCGUGAGAAAGACACACCCGACAUGCCACCGGUGGCAUCGGGCUGGCAACGCAAAUCCCUCCGUGGGUUGUAUGAAAGUUUCCAAGCUGGGAAAGCGGCGAGCCGAGCCCCAGAGGUGAAGAAGUAUGAUGGCUCCUCCAGUGGCUAUGCGACCAAAAGCCCUUGUGAGUUGGAACGGGGCAGCAGUCGGUCUUUUGGGAAAGAACGGGGUCGGUAUGGCUACACCCGGCUGUCCUAUGAGGACGAACGCUCCCCACCUGUUUCCCGCUACCGACAUGCCGAAGAGACGUCUCUGCCUCGAGCCGAGACAGAAGUCAAAUGCCCGACGUCAUCCAGCCGAGAGAGGAGCUCCCGGGCUCACAUUUGCCGCAGUCAUUCCCACCCGCUUGCCGUAGGUGCCAGCUUGCGCAGCCAAAGUCAUUAUGUGGAUUUUUCUGACUCUGAUUCUGACAUCUGUGAGAGGGACAGUGAUGGGCAUAGCUGCUGGUACCAGUCGCCGGAUUAUUUCUGCACAUACCCGUCCCGAGAGAGGCAGCUCUUUGCCACGCAUAAGCCCCUGCACUACUGGUCAGCCGACAAGUUGGCCAAGUGCCACGGAUGCCACGGUCCCUGCCAGCACUGCCUGAGCUUGGAAAUGCUCCCGCCACCCACCCCACCAUGCCGCAAGGAGGCCAUGCGCUACUUGAGCUGUUCUGAGGAGCAUCUGGAACGCCGGCUGGACUGGGAGCACCGCCACUGUAGCCUGUAUGGGUGCCUGGCUCCUCGGCACCGCCACGGCUUUCACCGACGCUGCCAUCACCAUUCUUGCGAGCUGGGGCCGGCUGGCGGAGUUCUACAUCCCACCUCCCGCAGCCUGGAGGACCUCAGCUCUUGCCACAUGAUGCGCUGUGGGGCCUCCCAUCGACACCAGGGCGGCUUCUCGCCAGAGUGGCUGCCACGCCGGGUGAGCAGAAGCGGGGAGCUUUUUGCCCGCCGUGGUUCUGCCCAUUUCUCUAGCCUGGAGUCAGAGGUAUGACCAGCAACAGGUGGGGUGGGGGUGGGGUGGGGGUGGGGAAAGAGGCUUCAGAUGGGACAGCAGAAAAAAAGACUGAGCUGUAGUUGAGCCCACACAGUGGGGACUGAGGUGGUGGAGAUGGCGCUGUGUGGUCCAACCCAAUGGAAAGAAGGGAGGACCACGAAGAUGACUGCAGAGAGGGGGAAGCAGAACAGUGCCACAAGUGAACCCACCAAGACAAAGGGCAUGCCACCAGGAUGCCACCAGGAAUAUAUGUGAUAGGACCACAUCUCCCUGCCACAGAAAAGGGGAAGUGUUCAACCAAAAGAGUAUCACAGAUAAAACAGUGGGGAGUCGAACCACCAAUAAUCCCAUUAAAAACCCAGGGGAGUGGAGAUGAUAUGUCAAAAGAGGGGUAACACCCUGAGACUGCUACCCCAAGUGCCACCAGAAUAGCUCCCUGUGACAAAACACCCAGUCCCAUCCACCAGCCGAUUUACAGCAGGGGGUAGAGGGGAACUGGUCUCUCCUGUGUAUCCAUAACAGACCUUUUAUAUCCAGAAAAAGGGCUUUUCUGCCACCCUGUGGCACAUCGAUGGGGUAGGUUCCUGUGGCAGGGGCAAUUGGCUACUGCAACAGCAGGGCUGUUACUCUCUGAACAAGACCCGAUAGAGUGCCAAUGAAAUGAACCAAUCAUGAACUUGGAGAGAGUCUGUGUCCCCAUGUAGACUGGCAGCAGGGGGGAAGUGCCAUCAGUCAGGCUCCGGAGGGGGUGGGGAGGGGCUUGGACAACAAUAACCACAAAACUGUCUGGACUUCUGGGUGGGAGGGGAUGUUAGGAGACAAAACUGUGACUUUGUUCAACAGAAAACUGUGAUAUCCCCCCCCCCUGCACAUUUUCCUCUUCUCCCUUCUUGCUUUCUUUGCUCUUCUUAACCACCACCUUCUUUCUCCUUCCCCCCUACUUUAACUUUGCAAUCAUGCACCCAUUAUGAUAGAGACAGCAACACAUGCAAACAUCAUGGAUGCUGAAAUGAAAACACACACACACACACAC
This is a messenger RNA of Lacerta agilis (Sand lizard), 5301 nucleotides long. RefSeq names its product glutamate ionotropic receptor NMDA type subunit 2D (gene GRIN2D). The transcript is spliced from 13 exons. Gene Ontology annotation, biological process: long-term synaptic potentiation; monoatomic ion transport; excitatory postsynaptic potential. Bases 273 to 4265 code for a protein of 1330 amino acids. The record is from RefSeq and is a predicted model, not a curated record. Gene Ontology annotation, molecular function: NMDA glutamate receptor activity; transmitter-gated monoatomic ion channel activity involved in regulation of postsynaptic membrane potential. NCBI's taxonomy places the organism in Eukaryota, Metazoa, Chordata, Lepidosauria, Squamata, Lacertidae. Gene Ontology annotation, cellular component: postsynaptic membrane; postsynaptic density membrane; NMDA selective glutamate receptor complex.